UCCACCCUUCAGCGGGGCCGACCCCGGUCCCCGUCCCCACCACCUCUCGUCGCUGGCCGCCGGCCGCCGGGAGCCCGGGGGAUGCCUCACAGAACCGAGCUGUACCAGGACGUGCCUUCAACAUGCUGGCCGAUUGUCUACUCUCCGGGAUACAACAUCACAUUCAUGGGCUUGGAGAAACUCCAUCCAUUUGAUGCAGGAAAAUGGGGGAAAGUGAUCAACUUCCUGAAAGAAGAAAAGUUGAUUGCAGAUGACAUGAUCGUAGCAGCCCGUGAAGCAACAGAAGAAGACCUUCUGGUGGUACACACGAGGCGAUAUUUAAACAGGCUGAAGAACCAUAUCUUGGAGAGCUCUCCAGAGUGGUCGUUCGUCGUGGCUACGAUUACUGAAAUCCCUCCGGUCCUUUUUCUUCCAAAUUUCCUGGUGCAGAGGAAGGUAUUGAAGCCACUAAGAACGCAGACAGGAGGGACAAUAAUGGCAGGUAAACUGGCAGUUGAUCGAGGAUGGGCCAUCAACGUAGGUGGUGGAUUCCAUCACUGCUCCAGUGAUAAAGGUGGAGGGUUCUGUGCUUACGCUGACAUCACAUUGUCUAUUAAGUUUCUGUUUGAGCGAGUAGAAGGUGUGUCCAGAGCCACUAUUAUAGAUCUAGAUGCACAUCAGGGAAAUGGCCACGAGAGAGACUUCAUGUAUGAUAACCGAGUGUAUAUUAUGGACGUCUACAAUAGAUACAUUUAUCCAGGGGAUGGGUUUGCUAAACGAGCCAUAAAGCGGAAGAUUGAACUGGACUGGGGGACGGAAGACAAAGAAUAUCUCCAGAAGGUAGAGAUGCACGUGGCGGGAGCACUGAAUGAACUGAGGCCAGAUGUUGUUAUUUAUAAUGCAGGAACCGACAUUCUGGAUGGGGACCCCCUCGGAGGCCUCGCCAUCUCCCCCCAGGGCAUUGUGAAAAGGGAUGAGAUCGUGUUCCAAGCUGCCCGCACCCACCGUGUUCCCAUCUUGAUGGUGACCUCCGGAGGUUAUCAGAAGAGGACAGCUCGGAUCAUUGCCGACUCCAUCCUGAAUCUCCACAGCUUGGGGCUUAUUGACAAGAAUCUUGCAACCGGCGAAGCCAAAAGCGCCGAGGUAGAACUGAUGCUCAGAACUACACCCCUGUUGGAGGCGACUCAGCUUCCAGUGUAGAGAGGGCACUUGUCCUCCCUCUUUGCUAUCUUAGGUAAUUUAAAGGAGCCGACUAAUUAUGUGGUAUUUAAAUCUAGAACUGUGAUUGGAUCCAUGUCAGUAGAUAGAAAAACAUUUUGGGAGAGAGUUUCUGGGCCUGUAAGGUUUUCGUGUAUUUAUUUUUUUAAUUUAUUUUAAAGACCCUGAAGAAGGGUUGAUGUGGUCUAAGCGAUUGAUGAUCAGUUACUCCCUAGAAUCAUGUGGAAGGUUUUGGUGUACAGCAGGAACUCUGAUGAGCCACCAGAAAGUUUGACCUCAGCUGCUCAGAGAGAGUUUGGUCACUUUGGAGAGGGAGGGAAAGGGAAUCUUUUGGCCUAGUGUGGGUCUGCCCCUGGGAGAGGGUGAGAAAGCAGCCAGGGCCCCAGUAGGCAGAAUCAGUGGCUGCUGCUGGGUUGCCGAGGGUGCGCUUCUGAAGCGAAUUCUGGAAAAAAGAUGGAGAGGAGGAGGAGGAAGGGAGGAAAAGAAAGAGUUGGAGGGAGAAGGGGACACAGGAAGAGUGAUCUCCCCUUGUUUGAGGAGCGCAACAACGAUUAGGUUUAGGCUCACUUGAACCACCUCUUCUUCCUCUCUCGGAUUUUCUGGUAGUUGUUUGUGCAUCAUAAUUGGCCUCGCUUUCUUCUUUGGUUUCAACUUCGUGUGCUGAUUGUGGCUCCCACAUGGGCUUUCUCACUCCUGGGGAGAACUUCACUGUCAGUGGUGCCCUCUUCACAUACGAAGGAAGACUCUCGGUAUUUCAUUCCA
Messenger RNA from Tachyglossus aculeatus (Australian echidna), 1959 nucleotides. It is a transcript of the gene HDAC11, whose product is annotated as histone deacetylase 11. The transcript has 11 exons. Gene Ontology annotation, molecular function: histone deacetylase activity. The record is from RefSeq and is a predicted model, not a curated record. Lineage: Eukaryota; Metazoa; Chordata; Mammalia; Monotremata; Tachyglossidae. The coding region runs from base 82 to 1179 and encodes 365 amino acids.